GCGAUCAGAAGAGGAUCAGUGUGGGCUCACCUCCACUGUGUGCGCCACGGACCAGGUUAAGGAUUUGGGUUACGUUUAGGCUGUCUCUGUGUACUAUUUCUAAAGUGGGACGUUGUGGAGCUGUGGAAAACGCGGACAUUUAUUGCGGGGGCUCAGAGAGCGAGUGCGUGUCUGUGGUUGGAAACCUGCUGCUGAUCGUCACUGUGCGCUCUUAACCAAGGUGGGGAUCUUUACGAGUCCGACGGAGCAGAAUGAGGUCCUUGUCUGCUUAGCGACCUGUGCCAGUUGAAGAUGAUUCACGUGAGUAAUGAAUCCUAAAGAUCUCCCAACACAACUUGUCAACUCAAGUGGACACAGAUCAGCUCAACAGGUCUCCUGUGAUCAUCUCUCUUUCUCUGGUUUUGGUAACGCCCAGUGAGCAGCCAGGAAAGCCCUCCCUGUCCUGCCUAUGACAUGGUUUAACCCAUAUGCGAUCCGGUCACCAUGAUGGCCUCUGUGGUUGCCAGUGGAAACCGUGAUGGACAGUCUCUGGUCUUGAAAGGGGUGGACCCAGAGACCUGCAUGAUUGUGUUCAAGAACCACUGGGCUCAGGUAGUGAAGAUCCUUGAAAAGCAUGAUCCCCUGCGCAGCAGCUCCGCCCUGUCCUCCCUCAGUGUCAUCAACCUCACCGCCGGCUCUAGCGGCAGCUCUCGUUUCGGCCCCAUCCCUGGAGACGAGGCAAACGCGGUGCAGAAUUAUGUGGAGCACAUGCUGUUCCUGCUGAUGGAGGAGGAGAGCGGUCAGGCCGGAGCCAUGGGCCCCAUCCUGGAGUUUGUGGUGAUGGAGAACGUGAUGGAGCGUCUGUUUGUGUGGAGCCUCCGUCGAGAGUUCACGGACGACAUGAAGCUGGAGCAGCUGAAAAUGUACGAGAUGCUGGUGGGCCAGGCGCGCCAGCCUCUGCUGCACCACAAGCCCAUCCUGCGGCCUCUCAUGAUGCUGCUGUCCUCCUGUUCGAGCACCACUGCGCCCGCGGUCGAAGCCGAGCUGGUGUUGCUGCUCAACCAGCUGUGCUACGUCCUGGCGAAGGACCCUUCAAUUCUGGAGCUGUUUUUCCACACGAGCGAGGAUCAGGGAGCCACCAACUUCCUCAUCUUCUCCCUGCUCAUCCCUUUUAUUCACAGAGAGGGCACGGUGGGCCAGCAAGCCAGAGAUGCCUUACUGCUCAUCAUGUCUUUGUCUGCUGAGAAUGAGCGAGUGGCCAAACACAUCGCAGAGAACACCUUCUUCUGUCCGGUGCUGGCCACAGGGUUGAGCGGCCUGUAUUCAUCUCUGCCCACCAAGCUGGAGGUCCCCAAUGAAGAGUGGCACUGCCUGCACAAAGAGGACUGGCUUCAGAUGCCAUCACUCAUCCAGUUUCUCAACUCACUGGAAUUCUGCAACGCUGUUAUUCAGGUGGCCCACCCUGAUAUCAGAGACCAGCUGGUUAGUUACAUCUACAAUGGUUUCCUUGUGCCUGUCCUUGCACCAGCACUCCACAAGGUGACCCUGGAGGAGGUGAUGACCACCACAGCUUACCUGGACCUCUUCCUGCGAAGUGUAACCGAGCCAGCACUGCUGCAGACCUUCCUCUCCUUCAUCCUCCUCCACCGUCACGAGAACGUCCACGUCUUGGAUACUCUAGUCAGCCGCAUCAACACACCUUUCCAGUUGGGGAUUGUGUCCUUGGCACUCUUCCGCACUCUCAUUGGUUUAUACUGUGAAGAUGUGAUGCUGCAGCUCGUAUUAAGGUACCUGAUCCCCUGUAAUCACAUGAUGCUGAGUCAGAGACGUGUAGUGAGGGAGCGGGACUGCUAUUCGGCCUCAGCAGCGAAAAUCCUGGCGUUAACGCCAUCCUGCUGCCCUCCCGAUCGCAGCCCGCCGCCACUCCGGCAGCUGGACUCCAUUCUGUUUUCCAAGGGCGGAGAGACUCCUGACAAUUCGGGAAACACAGAGGAAGAAAUGAGUUUCUCUGAAGAAAAUGAUGGCUCAGGAAACUCCUGCACCAUCGGGUCAGAAAUCUACCUGGAUGUCAGUUAUCUUCAUUACCUCUACGACGCCCGUCUGAGCAUCAGCAGCUGCAUACGUGCCUGCAGGGUGUGGUCAGCCCCGUACGAUGGCGAGGACCCACCUCCUGAGAAAUACCAGCCGGGUGUCCUCGAAGAGCCGGGGCUAACGAGUCGGCACCCCCAGAUCGCUCUCAAGAAAGCUCAACAUCCCUUUGCAUCGCAAGCAGGAUCCUGCGUGCCGCCGGGUACAGACCCGCUUCCUGUCAACCAGCUGGAGCUGGAGUGGGACGACAGUUACGACGCGUGCCCCGUGCAGACCGCCGAUGCUCCGGCAGAGAGCAGACCUCCCCAGCCGCCUCCUGCUGAGCCCCCGAAGCACAUCCAGCAGAUGAGGAGAACAGCACGAAUGUUGGUUAAAGGCUCAUACAUCGAGGAGAACGACUUCCAGGAUGACGUCAUGGUGUACGAUCUCAUCGCAAAGAAAGACUCCGGCGAUGUCGAGCGCACCAGUAAACCCAGUAGCUCGCAAACGGAAGAAACCAAGCCAGGCUCAGCUGACGUUCCCCUCAAAAAUGGGCUCAAUCUAACACUUCCAUGCUCUGCGAUCGUUGAUAAUAGCAGGAAUAGCUUGGACGCAAAGGCUAAUGGUCAGACGGAUUGCAACGCCAACCUCCAAAACACGACUGCUGUAGCGUUGGGUGACGAUCUCUUGGCUCAGUAUGAGGAGCUCAUUCGCACUUUGGACCCCGAAGCAGGUGGAAAACAGGUCAAAGCUGACAGAGAGGUGAAGAAGCCCAUCACGCCUGUGGAGGUGGUGGAGGAGGACGAGAUGGAUUUCGCCUCCUUCUCUGCUGAAACGCCAGAGCCAGAGAAACUGCAUUCACCAUUUGGGACAAUCAACAGGUUUCGCAGCGGGAGUGCGACUAAAAACCAUUCACUACCUUUUACAGGUCCAUUCAUCAGCGUGCUUUUAUCUCGUCUGGAGAACAUGCUAUCCAACUCGCUUCAUGUCAACCUGUUGCUGACGGGUAUCUUGGCCCAGUUAGCUGCUUACCCUCAGCCUCUGCUGCGCUCCUUCCUCCUCAACACCAACUUGGUUUUUCAGCCGACUGUUCGCUCUCUUUACCAGGUACUAGCCAUUGUAAAGAACCAGAUAGAGGAGCUGGCUGCCAGCAAGAAGGACUUUACAGAGCUGAUCACUGCUGCCCAACACUGUCUAAUGGCUCGGGAGCCCUCGUUCAUAGAAACAGACAAAAGCGGCGGCAGCAGCGGUUCCAACCACCACGAGGGGGGAAGGAUCCUAAAGAAUUCACCCCCACCAAAACCCAAAGCUAUCUCCCUGGAGCGGACCGAGGUCUUCGCUACCAUCCUCUUCACUGAGUUCCUUAAAGAACUGGCUGCAAUUGCACAAGAGCACUCCAUCUUAUCUUACAUUCCUAUGGAAGAGUAAUUGUGUCCCAUUAGGCCUCCGUCAAGAGUCCAGCCUAACUAGGAAAGAUUAUAAAAAGAGUCUCUUUUGAUAUUUAUGUCCUUUUUGGGCAGCGCUUGAUAGAAACCUUUUUAGAUCCAGUGAUUUUUAUACAACUACUUUUUAAAAAUAUAGAGUAUUUAUUUUCCAAGCAAAAGAAAAACUUCAUGAACUUUUUAAAUGUAUUCAUUCCACUUCUGGAAAGAAUUUGGCAGCCAAGGAGGAUUUCUCAACUUUGACCAGUUUGUUGCCUUUCACCAGCCGAAAUGUUCAUGACUAAGGCUCCAGCUCCACCACUAACCAAAGACUGUAGACAUUUAAAGAAUUAAAGCAGUCAUCAGCCCUUAUUUGAACCGUCUGGGUCCUGACCUCAACCCGAAUGUCUUCUACAACCAGCUCCAUCCACAGUACGACAUCUGCUGCUCAGUGUGGUACUCGAUAUUACUCAGGUGGCCUUUCAGAAGUGUUGCGUCUAUGGAUCACUGCAAGGUGCAGUGCUGGCAACUUCGCAGAAACGCACCCAAACUUUGUUCUUAUGCAACUGUUGUGACACUUAAUUCUUUGGCGAAAAUAUGUCUUCACGAAGGGGCGUUUCCACAAAAUCAUCGUGUUAGAUUUAGUUUCCUUCCCUGUUGAUUCACGACGGUACCUCAGGAGAUUUUCUUAAACAGCUGUAGGUGAAACGAUGCACUAGAUUUCCACACUUGUGGCCUCUGCGCCUUUCCAUAUCUGCGAAAAACCGACAAACCAGGUUCAGCAGUGACGUAUUUAACUGUCUGCCUUACCUUUAUGAUGCCUCAUAAUGUACAUAUUGUAUGCUCUGGUGACAAUCAAGAAUAAUUAAGUUCAGCAUGUUUCGUAACGGGAUCGGGGUAUUUAAGCUCUUUUUUUCUGUUGCCAUUUUUUUUCUUGAUGAGGUUAGUUGCUUUUUUUUGUUUGUUUUUAAGCGUGCGGUCCUUCGUCUGCUGAGGGUGUUGUGUUAGCUGUGAUCAGUUUGAAAUUUCAAUCAUAGUUCUGCAUCUGUUGAAAAUCAGUUUGGAUUGUGUUGAAGGUAGCCUGCUUUGAAUUGCCUUUAAUUUAGUCUGCACAUGGUUAUCAGUAUAAGGAGAUGCUAUGAGAUAUACAUAUAUAUUUUGUUACAAAGCAUGCUUCUUCUGAAUGAACCUUCCAACAUAGAAAUACUUGCAAAUUGUUGUCUAAGUUAUGAUUUCACUUCACAAUGUUGCCUGAUUUGUGAAGGAGUUAAACAAGAGCAAUAUGAAACUUUGCAGCAUGAGCUGAAAAUGUAGGUUUUUUUUUUGAUUGAGCAGAGGAAUGUGUGAACUACACCGAGUAGGUCAAUGGUCUUAUCUAGAAGUUGAGCUGAGAAGGUUGGAUUUUACUUUUAGGUUUAAAUCUGAAACAUGAAACUUUGUGUUUCAUUUUAAAUUGUUUUAUUCCUACUUGAUACAAAUACGUUUAUUUUUUCUUUACAAAACGGCUCAAAAUCUACAAGUCAAAGCCAUUUUCAGGACCGCUGAAUAGGUCUUUAUGAAUGUUGCAGAGCACUUUAUCAGCCUUCUAAUACCACAGUGCCACUCACUGUCUAACACCUCUGUGGCACGACUGCAGUUGAUCAACCAAUUUCAGUAGAUUUAUCUUCCAAAGACUCAUCUGAUACGACUUUUGAUCUGUUUUGUGUUCAAGAUUUAACCAGGCUGCUGUUCACUGUUGUCUCAGAUACAAAGGAAUGCCUCUGUUAAUAGUAAUAAUAAUAAUAAUAAUAAU
Molecule: messenger RNA, 5259 nt
Organism: Pundamilia nyererei
Lineage: Eukaryota; Metazoa; Chordata; Actinopteri; Cichliformes; Cichlidae
Gene: fhip1aa
Product: FHF complex subunit HOOK interacting protein 1Aa
Exons: 14
Coding region: 484-3474 (996 amino acids)
Source: RefSeq, a predicted model, not a curated record